AUGCAUGAUCGGCCAACAGCUCUAGAUUCCGUUCCAAUCUCUUCUCUGAUUCUCAUGUUACCUCAACUCUUCCCCACGCCCACCUCUCCUCGCCAUCCUUGGUUCGUUCCCAAACCUCAGGCUUGGCUGGACAGCCUACAGCUUUGGAAUUUCUUCCCAAUGGAGUCGCUGCCGGCAGUGGAGUGGGAGGAGGCCCCCCCACGGCCGGGGUGCAUUCUGACUCUCGACUCGCGCUACAGCCCUGAGGGCGUGCAGGCCGUGGAGGCGGCUGUAGCGCGGCUGCUGAGGGAGCUGGGGGUGGCAGCGGAAGAGGUGGGGGAAGGGGAGAGAGUGGGAGACGUAAGAGGGGGGAAAGGGAUAGGCGGAGAGGGGAUAAGGGGAGAGGGGGCCGGAGAGUGGGAGGGAAGGUUGCAUGGAGGAUUGAGGGGGAGGCGGCUGAAGGGAGAAGAGGAAGGCACGGGGGAAAGGGAGGGGGAAGGGGGGCUAAACGGGGAGGGCAAGAAGGCGGAGAGGGGAAAGGGGGAGGGCGAUGGUGAGGGGAACGUGGAGGGUAAGGACGAGGGGAAAGGGGAGGGGAAGGAUGAAGAUGAUGACUCGAAGGUGAAGGAAGAAGGGGGAGGGAGGGGCGGGGAGGCGAUGCCAGAGGCGUGGGGGCGGUUGUACGAGGCAUUGCCCAAGGUGGUGGACGCGGAGGGGCACGAGAACAUGUGGAAAUUCCCCAUCUGGGUUGUACGCGCGGCGCCACGGGUACCGGAUGGUGACGGAGAACGGAUCCAAGUACACUCCGGAUCGACAUCCAUCAUGGUUCAAGGUGCCGUUGCUACAGGAGCAGCUGGCGUGUUGCUGCGAGUGGGCUUUCUUCCUCGACUCAGAUGCCUACAUGCGCAUGCACCACCACACCCUCUCCAUCCCCGCCUGGGUCCAAGCCAUCAAGCACCCUGUGAGUUUUGA
Closterium sp. Yama58-4 is the source of this 951-nucleotide messenger RNA. Lineage: Eukaryota; Viridiplantae; Streptophyta; Zygnematophyceae; Desmidiales; Closteriaceae. The record is from the annotation of a GenBank genome assembly.